Messenger RNA from Drosophila serrata, 1218 nucleotides. It is a transcript of the gene tap, whose product is annotated as Basic helix-loop-helix neural transcription factor tap. Lineage: Eukaryota; Metazoa; Arthropoda; Insecta; Diptera; Drosophilidae. Gene Ontology annotation, biological process: sensory organ development; axon development; positive regulation of transcription by RNA polymerase II. Gene Ontology annotation, cellular component: nucleus. The record is from RefSeq and is a predicted model, not a curated record. Gene Ontology annotation, molecular function: DNA-binding transcription factor activity, RNA polymerase II-specific; protein dimerization activity; E-box binding.
AUGGCCGCCUGCUACAAUGCCUACAGCGUGGGAUCGCAAUCCUUCGAGUUUGACGAGGACGAUGAUGAUGCCUCCUUCGACAGUGGCUACGAGAAGAGCUUCGAAACGGAGGCCCAGAUGAGUUCCCGCCGGCGCUUGGACUUCGAUGAGGCAGCACUCAAUCCGUUGGCGCCGCAGAUGCCGUAUCCUGGAGCCUGGGAUGGCGCGCCACUCAACUCACCGCCGGCGGCGACUGCCGGAUUCGUGGGCCUGCUGGAUACGAGCAGCAACCAUAGCACUCGGAGCGGCAGGACGCUGGUGGAGCAUCUGAACAGUCGCGCCACGAACGGAGGCUUCGAGCCCCCGCUGACCAGCACGCCGAUGAAGUCGCCCGAAGAUCCGGAUGCGCCGCGCCAGAAGCGCAAGUAUGCCGUCGGCAAGAACCGGGUGACGCGUUCGCGCAGCCCCACCCAGGUUGUGCGGAUCAAGCGCUUCCGCCGGAUGAAAGCCAAUGAUAGGGAGCGAAAUCGGAUGCACACGCUGAACGAUGCCCUGGAGCGGCUGAGGGUGACGCUGCCAUCGCUGCCGGAGGAGACGAAGCUGACCAAGAUCGAGAUCCUGCGCUUCGCCCACAACUACAUCUUUGCGCUGGAGCAGGUGCUCGAGAGCGGCGGCACGAUCAACCUUGACCUGGAGAAGCUGCAGAACUUCACCCUGAGUGGCGAGCGGAUCACUAAGGAGCUGUUCGACGCCCUCUUCGUGAAUCCGCAACCUUUUCCCAUGUUUGGUUGCGGCAGGAUGUUCCCCUAUGGUCAGGGAGCUACGCCGCUGGUUCAGAAUCCGCAUCCUCCGGAACACCAGCCGCCAAUGGGGGGCGGGGCUUACCAGCAGGGAAUGGACUACCCGCAGCAUCCACCAGGCUUCGACUUUACCGGCAGCAUGCGCUUCUAUCACCAUCACCAGCAGCACCAGCAGCCGGAGUCUGUCCAGCACAUACCUAAGCAGGAUUCCAGCCCUCCGCAGCAAUUCUCGCAGGAGAAGUACGAUAUAUUCCGGGGAAGCUUCGAGGCAGCUGCCAAUAUCCAGUCGGCGAGCUCGGAGAUUCACCAGCAGAGCAGCUUCUACACACAGACGCCGCCGUGGAAGGAGUACCCGGAAGAUCAGGGAGCCCUUGGGCACGACCAUGCCCAUACGAUUCCACAUCCCCACAGCUACAAGCAGUUUGCCCCGCAGGUGUAG